AUGUGGUCUGACAUGGUUCCUCGACAAUGGCUUCUGAAAGCCUAUUUUCUGACUGGCUCGCUUGGUUUUGUGACGUCAGCUGUCGGAGUAGAGUCGGCAAAAAAUGACUUCGCGUUCCAGCGUGAAAUCGACCGCCUAUUUGCGAUAACAGAGGUAGAUUCUUUCGGGCCGUCGACUCGAGCUCAACAUACCACCUUAUUUAAGAGUAAUGCCAGAGCUCGAGCUCUUGGCGAGCAGUAUCUGAGUCGCAUAUCUGCUGCCAUUAAUACAGCACGAAGACCACGACUAGGUUUGAAACAUCGACCGUUCCCUGAGGCAGUGAGACAGGUGUUGAUGACAAUACCAGAGAGUGGAUGUGCAACCUUCGUGGGCGUCUGUAACAUCACGAACAUCUACCGCUCAUCCGACGGCAGCUGCAACAACCUCGCCAAUCCAACAUGGGGGAUGUCUGACACACCACGGAGACGCUACCUGACUCCUCAAUAUAAUGACGGAAUACGCAGUCCACGCACCCGAGGUUUCCUUGGCGAUCCCCUACCCAGUGCCCGACUGGUCAGCACCAUUGUCCACACCCCUGACGACAAGAUCCCGAAGCUGAAGUUCAUCUCCCACAUGCUGAUGCAGUGGGGGGCCUUCCUGGUGUUCGACACAACAAGCACGCCACUCAGAUCAGGCGCUGAAGACCGUCCCCUGACAUGCUGUUCAGAAGAUGUCCCAGUUCUCCUGAAAGGAAUCCUUGACCCUUCUCUCAGAGACGGUUGUUUCCCGAUCAGCAUCCCCCGUGGGGACAGGUUCUUCAGUAGGAGAUGCAUGAACUUCCCCCGAUCGAUCCAGAUAGACAAUACGAAGUGCACAGGAGUGCCAGCCGAGCAGGUUAACCAACAAACCGCGUAUAUCGACGCCUCACAGGUGUAUGGGCCUACCGCUGAAGAGACUGCGCAGCUCCGGACCAUGGUUAAUGGUUUGGUGCAAGCGGCUACAACGGACAACCAAGCAGGUCAGGAACCAGUUAACGGUCUGACCAGCCUGAUCAGCUUACGAAUCGUCUUCAGGAGAGAGCACAACAGAAUUGCCCGCUCUCUCAAGAAGAUCAACCCACACUGGACUGACGAAACGCUGUUUCAAGAGACAAGGAAAAUCAUUAUAGCCAUCUCCCAGAAGAUCACUUAUAACAAUUACCUUCCUAUAGUUCUGAACAAGUACGCCCUCGACAAGUAUAGGCUGACGUCACCCAAAUCUGGAUACUAUGACGUUUAUAACAGUUCCACUGACGCCGGCAUCGUCAACGCAUUUUCAACGGCAGCGUUUCGAUUUGGGCACUCUAUGGUGAGGUCCCUGUUCAGCAGACUGAGGCCUGACUUCUCCUUGAAGGCGCAGGAUCGUUUGUUCCAGAUGUUAACAAGCACAGCGCCAGUAUCGUCCAGGACCGGGGUAGCAGUAAAUGAAUAUUUGAGGGGUAAGUUGGUGGACGGAAGUAGCCAGGUUGACCGCUUCAUGCCCAGGGAUCUGACAGACAAGCUGUUUAUAUUGAACGGUAGCAGUCUAGAUCUGGCUGCUGUGAACAUCCAACGGGGCCGGGACCAUGGCUUGCCGGGAUACACGGCCUACAGAGAACUGUGUGGGCUACCAGGGGUCUUCAGCUUCCGACCUGCUGUGGGCGGACUCAUCGACCAUGAUCCUCACACUGCAGGACUCCUCCAAUCUGUCUACAAGCAUCCAAAUGACAUUGAUCUGUUUACUGGAGGACUCUCAGAGAAACCAAUCCCAGGAAGUUUGGUUGGACCUGUGUUUACUUGUUUACUGGGUAGUCAGUUCUCGGCCUUGAAGAGAGGGGAUCGCUUCUGGUAUGAGCUCAGUGACGCUGUCACGAGGUUUACGCCUGGUGAGUAG
This is a messenger RNA of Haliotis rubra (blacklip abalone), 1890 nucleotides long. Its product is annotated as peroxidase-like protein. NCBI's taxonomy places the organism in Eukaryota, Metazoa, Mollusca, Gastropoda, Lepetellida, Haliotidae. Gene Ontology annotation, molecular function: heme binding; peroxidase activity. The record is from RefSeq and is a predicted model, not a curated record. Bases 1 to 1890 code for a protein of 629 amino acids. Gene Ontology annotation, biological process: response to oxidative stress. The transcript is spliced from 10 exons.